AUGUUGUUUUCAGUUGGAGCACUGUCCUCUUUGCUUGCAGUUGCAAGGCAUGUGUCUGCGGCCACUGCCGCUGCUCCUGCGCACUUCCUGAUGAUCAGCGGCGUGACGGCAGUUGAUGAGACUUGCCUGGCAGGGUCUGCAGCAGGUGUGUGGCUUGAAUCCUGCGAGAAGGCAGUGGCUGGCAUGAGUGGGGAAGAGAUCUGGAGCUUGGCGACAGAUGGGACCUUGGUGCACGCGCGAUCGAAGACGUGUCUCAGCCCGCAAGGAACAAGUGCUGCUGGUGUGCCUCUAGCGCUGGUGUCGUGCGACGCAGCUGGCGGCGUGGCGAAGUGGGAACUGCAAGGGAACGGUCAGGUCAAGAUGGCGCAGAGCAACAUGUGUAUCAGCCAGGUCGGGCCAAGUGGUGCUGCGGUCAACGCGGCCGCCUCAGCUUCAGUGUCUGCAAGCUCGACGUUAGAUCCCAGCCAUGGGGCAGCUUUGGCCGUUGACGGGGUGGCGUCCACCUACUGGGUUUCUAAACUGGACGAGGCAGAUGCCGUCAGCCUUCUCCUUGACUUCGGAGAGCCGGUGCAUGGAUCCGUCUUGGAGCUCGACUUCGAAUUCGUGCCUUCGGCGUUUUCAGUGCAGGCUGCGGAGGCCUCGUCGGAGAAUUGGCUGCAACUAUUUGCGACAGACUCGAACGCUUUGAAGCAUGUGAAGAUUCCUCUCGCGCCGGCCAAGCCCAUGUCGGCAGUCAGACUCAUCAUGAAGGAAGCCCAUCCGACACUCGGGACCAUGAACGGCCGUAAGCUUGUUGGGGUUCGCUCUAUCAGGCUGCUGACGCGGCUGCUGCAGCCGGCGCUGGAGCCAUGUGCAGUGGCGGCGAAAAGCCACGAUGCAAGAGACAAGUUCUUCACCGUUGCAGUCAGUGGCUUUGACCCGCAAGCUGGUGCUGCUUUGGCAGCCGAGAUGCCUGCGCUGGAGUCGGCAGAUGCGGCGCUUUCGUCUAUCGUUGUCGAGCUCGCGAAGGCCUUGCCUGCGAUCAGCUCCUGCAAGCCUGGCGGCCCUAUCUCCCUUCGUGCCAAUGCCACGAUCCAGAGCACUCAGCGACGCCGAGAAGUCCUCGACAUGGCGUUGGACGUGGGCCAGGAAGCAGCCUUGCUGGAGGAAGCCAGGGGCACCAUUGUCGCAGCGCGUGGGCUGCUGGCUUCGUCGUGA
Messenger RNA from Symbiodinium sp. CCMP2592, 1197 nucleotides. Lineage: Eukaryota; Dinophyceae; Suessiales; Symbiodiniaceae. The record is from the annotation of a GenBank genome assembly.